UUUUGUAAGCUUUCACUUUCAAAUGGUGGAAGGAGUCAGCGCAGGAUUCUUCUAACUGGGAGUGCUGAGUGCCCCAGUUCCCUGGUUCAGCUGAGACCUCUGCAACCUGUGCCAGGCUGUGCUUCUCCAUUCUCCUGGAACCAGCUGCCUCUCAGACAAGAGGAGCCUGUGGCACCUGGAGCAGGAGCAGGCUUUGGGGCUUGAGCAGUGAACUGCAUGUGCAAUCUCUGAGAGCAGAUUUGGGGCUGGCUGAGGUCUCACAGUACUGAGUUAGAGACGCUCCAGAAGCCCCAGGUUUUCAAGCAGCUCUGAGGAAAUGGAGGGUUGCUUCAGGGACUCCUUGCUUGCCCAUCUCCCCUCCCUGCUUCCCCUCUUGCAGCUGCCUGCUCAGGGCUCUGCAGAGGAGUUUAUGGUGAUUGGCCCCUCCAAACCCAUUGUGGCAGUGCUGGGUGCAGACGUCAUGCUGCCAUGUCUUGUGUCCCCGGCCAUGGAUGUGGAGAAUAUGGAGCUGCGGUGGUUCCACUCCAAGUUCUCAGAAGCAGUGUUCAUCUAUCAAAACCAGCGGGAGCAGAGAGAAGAGCAGUUGGCUCAGUACAGAGGGCGAACCUCACUGGUGAAGGAUUUCCUCUUCCAGGGGGAGGCUGCAGUGCGCAUCCACAACGUCCAGGCUUUUGACAAUGGGCUGUAUACCUGCUUCUUCCGAAUGGGAAUCUUCCAUGAAGAGGCCAGUGUGGAACUCAAGGUGGCAGGUGUGGGCUCUGCCCCUCAAGUGCACAUCACAGGGCCAGAGGAGGACGGGGUCCGAGUUGUGUGCAUGGCCUCAGGGUGGUUCCCAAAGCCCCAAGUGCAGUGGAGAGCUCUCAGUGGAGAGAAGUUCCUGAUGUUCUCUGAGACCCAAGCCCAAGACGGUGAAGGGCUGUUCACCAUAGAGACCACUCUGGUGAUGAGGGACAGCUCUUCAGGGAAUGUGACCUGCUCAGUCCUCAACCCCAUCCUGAGCCAGGAGAAGGCAAUGGCCAUUUUCAUCCCAGAACCCUUCUUCCCUCAGAGUUCUCCCUGGAAGCCAGUUUUCAUGGUGAUCCUGACUGUUCUGAUGCUCCCAAUCCUUGGGGAUGCCUUUUACAUCAUGAGAGAACAUACUUCAAAGCUCCAGGAGACACAGGAAUGGAAGAAAUUGCACAGAGACAAGGAGGAGAUCCAGCAGAUAAAGGAGGAGGCACUGAAGGCCAGAGAUGAACUCCAAGCAGAUCUUGAUUGGAGGAAAUCUGUUUACCUGGUUGCCUUGAAGAAGGCUAAACUGUAUGCAGAUUGGCGGAAGGAGAAGUUUCAGGCCUGGUCUGUCAGUCUGGAUCCAGAGUCUGCCCAUUCCAGCCUUGAUGUCUCUGAUGACAAGACUACUAUGACCUUGAAGGACUCAACCAAAUACACAGAAUUUGGGUUCUAUAGCAUCUUGGGUCAUGAAGGCAUCACAUCAGGGUGCUGUUACUGGGAGGUGGAGAUCAGGAAUGCAGAUAAAAGUGAGUGGGCCCUGGGGGUCUGUAGGAGAGAUGUGGAGAGGAAAGGCUGGUACCGGGAAUGCCCAGGAAAGGGGUUCUGGGUUGUGGGGAUGUAUGGAUAUACAUUCUCUUCCCUCCCCGAUAAUUCAGAACUCCUUGUGCCAGUUUCCCAGAGGGUAGGGGUUUUCCUGGACCUGAAGGAAGGGGAUGUCUCAUUCUACAACAUGACUGAUGGUUCCCACAUUUUCUCCUUCCCUCUUGCUUCCUCCUCUGGGACUCUGUUUCCAUACUUCAGGUUGAGGUCAGGAGAUGUGUCCCUGACCAUCUGCUCUGGGGUGGGUGGGCCUGUGCAGACCUCUGUACUGUUAACAACCCUCCUUGUUCUUCAGAGGAUCCUGCGAGCCUCUCAAGACAGGGGUUCAGUUCAGGCUGUGGUGUUGAUGGUGAUCUCCCAGAGGCUGAAUCUCCAUUACUCCCCUGUGGUCCUGAAGCUAUGUCCCCAUAAUGCUUCAACCCUGUCCCAGAUUCCUCAUUGUGGCUCCUCCUGGAGCUGCGCAUUCCCAGGGGUAAUAGCCUUUGAAGUUAGUCCUGAAUGACCGGGUGGCUUGCCCUUCUUUUCUGGAUAUAGACUGCUGGGGUGAGUUUAUGAGAAUAGUUGGUUCAUGUCUUAUGCUCAGGUAUUGGAAGAUAAAUAUUGACUUUUUCAGCUGUAAUGGGGUUGGCUGAAUUUUGCUAUUGGAAGUCAUGUUUCUUUUGAUCAUGAACAUUAUUUCAUGGAGUCUUUGUAUUGUUUUAUUAUGAAAUAAGAUGUCUGAAUUAUUCUGAAAAAUUAAAUGGUGUUUAUUUUAUAUGGUUUGAGUUGUGCAGAUCAACCCAGAGGCUACAUUGGGUUACCAGCUCUAUUUUAGGAAAUGUGCACUCUGACUAAAAAAUGACUGACUAAGAAAUGUAUGGCUAAUGGACUUGAAGAAGAUUGGAGUGUAAUAUUCUAUUGUAUGUGCUUCCUAUUCUGGAAUACUUAUCUUAAUGAACCUUAGUAAAUAUCUGUUAUUUCUUAAACACUGGUGCUGCAUUAAUUCAGGGAAUGGGAAAUGAGAGUUUGGGUUUCCUUGUGAGUCAACAGCAGUUGGAGAGAACAGAACUGCUACUAGAAUAAAGAGGUAAAUGAAGAUGAGUGUUUUCAGACCCUGGAUGAAUUGCAGAAAGCUUUGUCCAUGAGCACAGUUCCAGAAUCUAUGUACGGCUUCUCAGUACUUCUAGUCCAAUUGCAAAGGUGGAUAUAACCCACAGGAAACACAAGGAAGCCAGACUGCUGAGGACUCAGACCUUAAUGAAGAAAGUUUUGUUGGCUCCUGAACUAGAACACUGACCUGUUGUGGUUCUGGGAGAGAUGAGGAAGACACUGAAUUGGAAGUGGGAGCAGGAGGUCACAGAUCUCAGUUCCUGCCUGUGACCAAAAAUAGGAAAAGGACUGGAGUCAGGGUCGCAUAUUUCUUUCUUGUCAUGUAGAUGUGUCCUUUGUAUUAAUUAUCUAUUUUCCUUCUCCCUUCUUACCAGUGUGAUUUUAUGCAAGUUGUCCCUGGUAAUAUUUCAAAUAUAAUUUCUAGGUAACAGAUUAGUCAAAUGAGUGUGGCUGGAUUAAGGAAUAAAUAUAACUGAUUCAA
This is a messenger RNA of Mustela lutreola (European mink), 3160 nucleotides long. Its product is annotated as butyrophilin-like protein 1. Gene Ontology annotation, molecular function: signaling receptor binding. Bases 317 to 2092 code for a protein of 591 amino acids. NCBI's taxonomy places the organism in Eukaryota, Metazoa, Chordata, Mammalia, Carnivora, Mustelidae. The transcript has 10 exons. Gene Ontology annotation, biological process: T cell receptor signaling pathway; regulation of cytokine production. Gene Ontology annotation, cellular component: external side of plasma membrane. The record is from RefSeq and is a predicted model, not a curated record.